Messenger RNA from Heterotrigona itama, 3264 nucleotides. Lineage: Eukaryota; Metazoa; Arthropoda; Insecta; Hymenoptera; Apidae. The record is from the annotation of a GenBank genome assembly.
ACGAAAUCCCAUUUGAUAUCCAAUCUGUGCUUAGUCAAUGCUAUCAUUAAAUUAAAUCAUUUGAUUAUAAUGAAAUAAUAAUUAUAAAUACAACUAAUAAAUACUGAAAUGAAUACAUUUCCAAAGUAUGGCCUUUAUUACAAAAUACGAAGAACAUGCCAUCGACUUGCACAUACCGAAACGAAAUUGCAAAAACAAGCAAAGUGGUUGAAACCUGCUGGAUAUGAAACGAAUAUUCAGAUCUAUAAUCCUAUAACAAAAUGCAAAGUGCCGUUAAUUUCAAAAAAUAAAGAUGUUUUAACCUGGUACGUUUGCGGUCCUACCGUGUAUGAUUCGGCACAUAUAGGACACGCAAUGACAUACAUGCAUUCCGAUAUCAUCAGAAGAAUAUUGUCAGACUACUUCAAUAUAAAUGUUGUAAUGGCUAUGUGUAUAACAGAUAUAGAUGAUAAAAUAAUAGCACGUUCCAAUAAUGUGAAGCAAAAUUAUACAGAUCUAACGAGACACUAUGAAAAUGAAUUUAUCGAAGACAUGAAGAUGUUGAAUAUUACAGAGCCUCAUUUGUAUUGCAGGGUUACUAAUUACAUGCCAGAAAUUAUUCAGUUUGUAAAAGGCAUUGUAGACAAAGGCAAUGCCUAUGUUCUAAAAGAUGGAUCUGUUUAUUUUGAUACUUCUAAAUAUGAAGCAUAUGGCAAGUUAUCAACUCCAGUAUCAGAUAGUUCCCAUGCUUAUAAAAAAUCUGCGUUAGACUUUUGCUUGUGGAAAGCAGCAAAGGAAAAUGAGCCAUUUUGGGAGUCUCCGUGGGCUCCUGGAAGGCCAGGAUGGCAUAUAGAAUGUAGCACUAUUGCAAGCACAAUUUUUGGAAAUUCUGUGGAUGUACAUAGUGGCGGAUUAGAUCUUAUUUUUCCACAUCAUGAGAAUGAGGAAGCACAAUCGUGUUGUUAUCAUGAGGUAGAGCAGUGGGUCAAUUAUUGGAUACAUUGUGGAUAUUUAUCUUUGCAAGACGUAAAAAUGUCAAAAAGUCUGAAAAAUACAAUCAGUAUAAAAGAAUUUCUUGAAAAAUAUACAGCAAAUCAGUUUAGAAUUCUUUGUUUGCUUUCUAAUUAUAAAAAUGAACUUCAAUUUUCCGAUGACGUAAUGAACAAUGCAGUAGAUGUAUUACAUAAAAUUGAAAAUUUUAUUAACGACUGUCAUAAUUAUAUUAUUGGAAAUUGGAGUACUGGUAAAGUAGAUGAAGUUACUUUACUUCAUUGUUUAGAAGAAACGAGGAACAGCAUUAAUAUUGCAUUAGCAAAUGAUUUUAAAACUGCACAAGCUAUGAAAUCACUUAUGAAUCUAAUUGAUGUAGGAAAUAAAAUGUUACACGAUUUUCAGGAUAGUACAAAGACUUGCGGUACCUGCAUACCUGCUGUAACUGCAGUAUUGAAUUAUGUAACAACAAUACUUUCUAAAUUUGGAAUUUCAAAUCGUAGUAAAGAAAACGAUUAUAAAAUAAACAAUGUCAUAGACUGUUUGAUAAAAUUUAGACAAACUGUGCGUAAUAAAGCUUUAGAACGAGAUGUAAAAGAUAAAACUUUACUUACAGCGUGCGACGAAGUACGAUCAGAACUUACCACUUGUGGUAUAAUAAUAAAGGUAUGAACGUUAUAUGUAUUUGAUUAAUUUAAUAUUUUUAAGUUAUAUAUUCUAUAUUCCUUAUUACUAUAUUAUACCUAUUCUAAUUCUGUUAUUCUAGGAUUACAAAACUGAAACUGUUUGGAGUAUCAAAAAAUAUUAAAUAAAUAAAAACAUUCAUACAGUAAUUUAAUAUUUUUAAUAAAAAAAAAAUUGUAUUUACAUUUAUUUCCAUACUGAUUUUGGAGUUAAAUUAAUACAACUUACAAUUAGUCAGUCGAAUUAUUAUUGUUAACUUUUAAUUUCUUUGAGUUAUCAUUAUUUUCGACAUUUUUUCUUUUCAUUCCAACUUUCUUUUCUGCCACUGUUUUUUUUAAUCCUUUCAUCUUUCUCGUUUGUAUACUAUUAAUAUUUUGAGCACCAACAUGUAUACGACCAUAAGUUGUUCCAAAUUUGUCUAUAGAUAUAUUCUUUUUCUUUUUAACCUAUAAUUAAAUAUUAAAUAUAUUUAAUUAAAAAUACAUACUAAAUCAUUAUUUCUGUCGUUAACUAUUAUUUUUAAAAUAAAAUUACGUAUUACCUUAAGCUCCUUUGGUUUUUUACAAGCUUGCUUAAACAAAUCUUCAGAAGCAAGUUUUGUACGUCUACAAAUUAAAUCUGCUCUUGGUCCAAUUUCUUCUAAUUCAAUUCUUGGUAUUCUACAAUCAGAUUUUUUCAGAAGUACCCUAAAACAUAAUUUUAUUAAAUAAGUUACUUUUCAAAGAAGUUUGCAUAUAAAUAUCCAAUGCAAUUCAGAAGAAAAGUAAUAUACCUAUAACUGCGUAAAAGUAUUUUAUUCUCAACUGCAGUGAAACUUAAGACAUGUUCCAGACCUUGUAGUCUAAUUUUUUCAACUGAUUCCCUUUGAAACAUAUCCACAAGCAAAUUUUUUAUUCUAUUGAACUCGUGAUUAUUUUCAAAAAGUUCUCCAUUGAAAACUAACAAAGGUUUCAUUCCUUCUGGAAUUUUUGAAAUCUUAAAAUCUUUCAGUCCUGUAUAAUUUUCUAUGCCAAAUUCUGCCAUAUCUAAUAAUGUUUGUUCGUACAUUCUUCCCAUUAUUAAAUUGUGAGGACGUUUUUUAUUAUGCAAGGCAAUCAUAAAAAGUGGUGCAUUAUAUUUUAUAGAAAACUUUUCAAUACGUGUUAUAUCUUCAAAUGGUAAUAUAUCAUUUUUCUUCUGCAUUAGUUGUGCAUCUGGCUUUUUUAAAUCAUACUAAAAUCAAACAUCGAUCAUAUCAUUCAUAUAAAACAUUUUGUGUGAUAAUCAUAUUAUAUAAUUCAACUUACCAAAUCUUUCAUAAAAUCUACUACAAUCUGUGAUGUGUUUUUACCUUUAAAACACAAAGUUUGUUUACUAUCUUCUAUUAGUUUUGGUUCUUUUUUUAUAAUAGCUCUUUUACCCUUGUGGGUAGUUGGUUUUCUACAAUAAAAAUCACAUUUACAUUUCUAAGACAAAAAAUACAUAUAUUUAUAAAAAAAAUUUCAUUUUCAAUAAUGUUUAACGAAAAUCGACGAAAGUUUUAAUACGCGUAAAAAUAAGAAUCAUAACCAAAAUAUUUGAUUUCGUAUAAAGUUAAAGAUACCUACACUACUCUUUGUAUUACAGUCAUAG